UUCCCUCUCUUAUGUACAAUCUCCCAUGACCUUCAAACUAAGGGAAAGAAACAAAAAAUAUAAAAUAAAUAAUGUCCUCUCUCUCUCAUACAUCCAAAAUCAGCAAACACAGGGCAACUUUCAACUUUCUUUGAUCAAUUAGAUCAAUUCCACCAUUGAUUUCUUCUCUUACCCACAUGCUCAAACUAAUUCUUCUGGUUGCUGCGGCCCCCAUUUUUCUAAUUUUCGUGAUUUUGGUCUUCUUGUUCCGCCACAAGCUCGCAAAAACAGAGCAGAGAGAUGUAGAGAAGGCGGCGGCGGCGAAGGCAGAGGAGGAGGAGGAGCUGAGUACUUUUGAGGGCGGCGAGGAUUUGACGGUGGACGAGAUUCUGGAAGCUCCGGGGGAGGUGAUCGGAAAAUCAAAGUAUGGAACUCUGUACAAGGCGUCGCUGCAGAGAAGCCAGAGGACGCGGGUACUGAGAUUCCUCCGACCCGCCGCCGCCACGGAAGAAUCCGGCGACGACACCGUUGGGUUUCUGGGUUCGAUUCGGCACCCGAAUCUGGUUCCGAUGUUGGGAUUCUACGCCGGCCGCCGCGGCGAGAAGCUUCUGGUUCAUCCCUUUUACGGCCGGGGGAAUCUGGCAGACUUCAUUACAGUGGGAGAAGCAGAAGCAGAAUCAGAGAGAUGGGAAAUCAUUUACAAAAUCUCCAUGGGAAUCGCCAAAGCCUUGGAUCAUCUCCACAGUGAAUUGCAGAAACCGUUGGCGCACGGCAAUCUCAAGUCCAAGAACAUUCUUCUCGAUCGGAAUUUCGAGCCGCACGUCUCCGAUUUCGGCCUCCAUCUCCUCCUCAAUCCCGCCGCAAAUCAAGAACUGCUCCGAGUUUCCGCCGAUUCCGGCUACAAGGCGCCGGAGCUGAUCAAGAUGACGGACGCCGAUGAGCGGACCGACGUCUACAGCUACGGCAAAAUCCUUCUCGAGUUGUUGCUGUACGGCAAAGAUCAGCCGUCGAAUCGAAACUCACCUCCCGACGGAGACGGCGGCGAUUGCGGUGUUUCUGAUGACCGGAUUCUCCGAUGCUCUCGGAUCGUCGAGGCUUGUUGUUCUUCGUCGCCGGAUCUUCGGCCGAAUUUCAAGGAAGUGAUUGCGAAGAUUGAGGAAAUCGGAAGGAUUAAGAUCGAUUGACUGCGGCAAAGAGGGCUAGGGUUAGAACUCUAUGAGAGGUGAUUUUCGUUUUUCCAAAAUGAAUUUUGAGAAAUUGAUCUUUUUUUUUUUAAUUAUUCUUUUUCUUGAUUCUACAGAAUGAAUGAAUAUGGCUGACUUUUUUCCC
Messenger RNA from Momordica charantia (bitter melon), 1308 nucleotides. RefSeq names its product putative kinase-like protein TMKL1. Gene Ontology annotation, biological process: protein phosphorylation. The record is from RefSeq and is a predicted model, not a curated record. Gene Ontology annotation, molecular function: protein kinase activity; ATP binding. Lineage: Eukaryota; Viridiplantae; Streptophyta; Magnoliopsida; Cucurbitales; Cucurbitaceae.